AUGGUUAAGAAAAAUCAUAUGAAUAGUCAAUAUUCCGAGAAGCCACCUCUCUCUCUCUCUCUCUCUCUCUCUACACGUUCACACGCGUACAACUCGUUUCUUUCUCGGACGCGUUCAUUUCCAGACUCAAACUCGAUCGAUCAGAUCGCCGGUGGAAGCAGCACUGUGCACGGUGUAUGACGAGCGCUUCGGAGCUCUUCUACAACAGGAGGUCUCGUUUGGGCCGUGCCACCGCCCCCGUCGAAGGCCUAGGGUUGGAUUCCUCUCCCCACCAACGGACUUUUCACCACAAGUGCAACCGUCGCCACCACAACACCAAUCACAACCAAAGUCACGGUCACGAUCACAGUCCUCACCAUCGCCAUGACGUGGACGGCUCCGAUCCACUUGCCGGGCCUUUGCACGUCGCGCAUUCGCGCCAUCGCGCUUCUCAUCCGGAGCGUGAAUCAGUUUCACUCAGCCGUGGCGGCAGCCACUGUGGCUCUGGAAACAGUAGUAGUACAGGAACUGUGAGCAGGAUAAACAAUCAGCUUGGACUCACUCAGAAUGGGAGGCUUCCUGGAUCUGUGCUACUUGCAAGGGAAAGGCUUCUUGAAAGAUUGAGAGGUGUAUCCCUUUCUGGAAACAGGCGAAGCAGCAGAGCUUCAUUGAGCAUCUAUCGGCAUGAACAGACCAGCGACGACUUCAGCCUCAUUAAUACAGGAGACUGGGAUACUGAAAGUUCGAUGGUGCAGUCUGCUGGAGGCUUUCGUUUUAUCGAUAGAAAUCUUCAGGGAGACCAGCUGCCAUUUUUGCAUGAGCCCAGCAACAAGAAGCCACCAGGACUGACUCAAGAGGCCCUGAACUGUUUGAAGGUGGAGGUUUUUAGCUGUAGGGGUAAAGACAUUGAAGGGCCAACGUCUAGAGCAUGGCGGGAGUGCAGUGUAUGCCUGGACAGUUUUGGCGAAGGAGAUGAACUGAUAUGCCUGCCAUGUGCGCAUAGGUUCCACUCGGCCUGCUUGGCUCCCUGGCUUAGAACAUGUGGAGACUGCCCCUACUGUCGCAGGGUAAUAGUGUACAGGUAGGUAGGUAUGAGGAGAGACAGAGAGUCCUUCGUGAACUCUUGUAACUUCCAGCUGUAGUAGUAUCAUGGCAAUGGAUUCGGUCAUUGUGACACAUGCUUUGUAGCUUAACCUACACCUGUUGUAUUGUGGUGUUGACCAAAUUCCUCACCCUCUUCUCCCACUACUACUAAGUAGUAAGUGCUCAAAUAAGCAUGAGAAGUUUAUGACA
Malania oleifera is the source of this 1272-nucleotide messenger RNA. Its product is annotated as probable E3 ubiquitin-protein ligase RHY1A. Lineage: Eukaryota; Viridiplantae; Streptophyta; Magnoliopsida; Santalales; Ximeniaceae. The transcript has 3 exons. The coding region runs from base 177 to 1064 and encodes 295 amino acids. The record is from RefSeq and is a predicted model, not a curated record.